Pleurotus ostreatus (oyster mushroom) is the source of this 4296-nucleotide messenger RNA. RefSeq lists its product as uncharacterized. Bases 1 to 4296 code for a protein of 1431 amino acids. The record is from RefSeq and is a predicted model, not a curated record. NCBI's taxonomy places the organism in Eukaryota, Fungi, Basidiomycota, Agaricomycetes, Agaricales, Pleurotaceae. Gene Ontology annotation, biological process: phospholipid translocation. Gene Ontology annotation, molecular function: ATPase-coupled intramembrane lipid carrier activity; ATP hydrolysis activity; ATP binding. Gene Ontology annotation, cellular component: plasma membrane. The transcript is spliced from 14 exons.
AUGGCCGCAGGCAAAUCAAGGCUAGGAGCGUGGUACGCUAGGCUGGCUGCCUUCAACGUGGAGACCCUCUUCGUUCGGAAGCGGCCCCCAGGUCCGCCAAGGAUCGUCUUCGUCAACGAGCACCUCCCCAGCGACUAUUACGACCACAAAGGCCGUGUCAAGCCAGAACACAUCUACGUUACGAACCAAGUCAUUACUUCCAAGUACACGAUCAUCACAUUUCUUCCCAGAAACCUGCUGGAGCAAUUUAGGAGAGUGGCCAACGUCUUCUUCCUUGCGAUCGCUAUUCUACAGUUCUUCAACAAAUUCUCCACAAUUUCCCCUGGUCUUGUCAUUCUGCCACUGCUUAUCGUUAUUGCUAUCACCGCCUUGAAGGAUGGCUAUGAGGACGUCAAGCGCCAUCAGUCUGAUAAGCGGGUUAACCAGUCAAAGGUGCGCGCUCUACGCGGCGGCGAGUGGGUCAACCAGAACACUAUGUCCGCCAAGUCCAAAACCUUUGUUCGCGGUAUGGUCCCGAAUGGUGGUUUCAGGAUCCCCCGAUCUGUGACUCUCUUGGGCGGCAAAAACAAGGUGCUAUUGGACCCCCCCGCCCCCGCACAGCCCGAGCCUCUCCAUGAUGUCGAGUUUGAUGAACCACAUCACCCAUCUAAUGGCGACCAUCACCAUCAUUUGCAUCUGGGCAUACUGGGAGAAGAAGAACCGAAACAACCGCACUGGAAGAAGACGAUGUGGGAGGACGUUAGGGUCGGAGAUUACGUCAAAAUCAUGAACAAUGAACCUAUCCCGGCCGACGUUCUGAUAUGUAGCACGUCCGAAGACGAGAAUGUUGCCUUCGUAGAGACGAAGAAUUUGGACGGCGAGACGAAUCUAAAAUCCCGCAACGCGAUAUCGGCUCUCACUCACCUGCGCACGGCCGCGGAGUGUGCCAACAAGUUGAACUCCUUCAGGAUCGACUGCGACAGGCCCGAAGUGAACAUGUACAGGAUGAACGCCGCGGUUAAACUGCAAGAUGAUGUAUAUGCAGUCGACAUGCAGAACGUCCUUCUGCGCGGUACUGUCCUUCGUAAUACCGGGUGGGUUAUCGGCAUUGUUCUAUUCACCGGGCUCGACAGCAAGAUCGUCCUUAAUUCUGGUGGAACUCCCAGUAAACGGAGUAAGGUUGAACGGCAAAUGAACCCCCAAGUUUUCCUCAAUCUGCUCCUACUGGCUUUGAUGGCCAUAGCCUGUGCUAUCGUCGAUUCGAUCUUGGAACAUUAUUACUAUCGACGUGAUGCGCCGUGGAUGUAUGGUGCUGAUAGACCUGAUGACAACCCCUCAAUCAACGGCCUGGUUACUUGGGCCUUUGCUUUGAUUACUUUUCAAAACAUCAUUCCCAUCUCGUUGUAUAUAUCCAUCGAGUUCGUCCGAACUAUUCAAGCCGCGUUUAUCUAUUUCGACAAACAAAUAUGGUAUGAAAAGACAGACCAAGCGACUUUGGCUCGUAGUUGGAAUCUAGCAGACGACCUUGGGCAAAUUCAGUACAUCUUCUCUGACAAGACGGGAACGUUGACUCAGAAUUCCAUGGUUUUCCGAAUGUGUUCGAUUGGAGGCAAAGCGUACAGGGGUGAUCCUCGCCUAACAGAGGAAGAUGAGGAAGACGAUAUCGUUCUGGAAAAGGAUAUUCCGAAAGUCCGCAGCAAGACUGACAUCCGUCUCUCAGCUGCCCAAGAAUCAACAUCAUCUGCUUCUGCGCAAGAACUUGCCACACCUAAUCCCCAGUCUGCGCCAGGUGUCAAAUUGGCAGAAGGGGUAUUGUUACACUUCAGCGAUGCGACCCUCUCACAGGACUUGGAAGAAUCCUUGCAUGCUGCCCCAGGAUCGGAGAACUCGUUACACGCUCGCGCCCUCAAUGGCUUUUUCAAUGUUCUAGCUUUGUGCCACUCUGUGCUUACUACGGUCGACCCAGAAACAGGAGCCAUAGAGUACAAGGCACAAUCUCCGGACGAGGCAGCACUUGUACAGGCAGCUGCUGAUGUUGGAUAUAUCUUCCGAGGCCGCGACAAGGAAAUCCUCAGCCUCCAAACUCCAUUUUCGGACGAACUAGACCGUUACGAACUCCUCAACAUCUUGGAGUUCACGAGUUAUCGCAAGCGUAUGAGUGUCGUACUGCGCAAACUGGACGACGAAGACGGCCGCAUCUUCUUAUUGAGCAAGGGUGCCGACAACGUUAUCUUCGAACGGCUAAAGGCAGGAUCGGAUGAGCUCAAAGCAGAAACAGAGCGACACCUAGACGAGUUUGCUGGCGAAGGUUUGCGUACGCUCACCCUUGCGUAUAAAGUUGUCAACGAGGACGAAUACGAAGCUUGGGCAGAGCGAUAUCACGAAGCAUCCGUGUCCCUUGAGGACCGAGAGGAGAAGAUUGAACGUAUAUCGGACGAACUUGAACAGGAUCUCCGCCUGCUGGGUGCCACGGCCAUUGAAGAUCGUCUUCAGGAUGGCGUCCCUGAAGCCAUCGCUGACCUCAAGAGAGCUGGUAUCAAGAUCUGGGUUGCUACUGGAGACAAGCUCGAGACCGCUAUCGCCAUUGGACAUAGCACGAACUUGAUUGGCAAGGACUCUAACAUUAUCGUCAUUCGAGGUGGUCAUCGCCCCGUUAUGGAACAAAUGGUUGGUGCUGUUGAACAGUUUUUCCCGGAGAGCGGCCUUUUGGACGACGAAGGUGUGAUUACAGACGUUCCUCCGCGAACGUCGACGUCUUCCGCGAGCGAACGCCCUCAACAACAUCACCCUCUCGCUCGAAUCAACACUGGUGUAUCUUCCAUCGUAGGGCAUGACAAUGGUGAACGGCCUGGUGGUUUCGUCCUUGUCAUCGAUGGUCCUGCCUUGACCGAGGCCUUCUCGGAUGAAAUUCACAAAAGAUUGCUCCUACGCCUUGGAAUCCAAUGCGAAGGUGUUAUAUGCUGUCGUGUUUCGCCACUACAGAAGGCCUUGGUCGUCAAGUUGGUCAAGGAUGGCAUAGGUGCCAUGACUCUGGCGAUAGGCGAUGGCGCUAACGAUGUUAGCAUGAUUCAGGCUGCUGACGUUGGGGUUGGUAUCUCUGGUGAAGAGGGUCUUCAAGCCGUCAACUCUUCCGAUUACGCGAUUGGCCAAUUCCGUUUCUUGAAGAGGUUGUUACUUGUCCAUGGUCAUUGGUCUUACGCUCGCAACGGAAACAUGAUCCUCAAUUUCUUCUACAAGAAUAUUGUAUGCAUAGGGGUACUCUGGUGGUUCCAAAUUUACGAUUCCUGGAGUUCGAAUUAUGUCAUGGAAUAUACAUACCUCUUGUUUUGGAAUUCAUUCUGGACCAUCGCACCAGUCAUCGCUAUUGGUCUAUUCGACAGGUUGGCUGAUGAUCGAGAGUUGAUGGCUUUCCCUGAGUUGUAUCGUUUCGGGCGAGAGGGAACAUGGUUCAGCUUCAAAUCCUUUUGCAUCUUCAUGCUGGACGGUAUCUACCAGUCUGCGAUCAUAUUCUUCUUAAUCCUUUACGCCUACAUGUCCCCAACCUCUAGAACAGAUGGGUAUGACAGCUAUCUUUACGAAUUUUCUACCACGAUGGUCUUCGCCGCGGUGUUUACUGCCAACUGUUUCAACGGCUUGAACACAAAUGUCUGGACGGGCUGGGUCUUUUUCGCCGUUCUCCUUGGUGUCGUUCUUCUUUGGGCUUACACAGCAAUCUAUUCUCUCAUUUCUCCUGGAUGGUUUUCAACCCCAGUUUUCGGCAACGACGAAUUCCUUUUCCCGUCUGCCUACUUUUGGUUGUGCCUCCCCCUUACGAUCUUCCUUUCCCUUCUUCCCCGAUAUCUCUACAAGGCCUACAUGUUUGGCUACGCUCCGAACGACAUCGACAUACUGCGUUAUAUCCGCAAGCAUCAUCCCCACAUCGAUCUCGCUACCCAAGGUCGUAUGCCGUCAGGCCUCCAUCAUAUGAAGCGUCCAGCAUCCGUUGUGUCAAGACGAACAUCAAGAACAGAAAGCGUCAUGUCAAUACCGAUGGAACUUAUUCGACCGUCUAUGGAUGCUCGCAGCGCAAGCAGAACAGACAUGGCGACUGGCAUUACCUCCGUACACAGGGGCUUCGACUUCGCAACUGAAGAGAAUGGAGUCGCGAUGAGAAGGAUGCAGAGUAAUUUGUCGGAGAGAAGAACGAGUAGCCGACAAUUGGCUAGCGCGCGUGGUGGACAGAGACACCCCACAAGAAGAGAGACGCUGUCGCAUGUAUUCUCCAUACGACGCGGGCCCUUCAAGCGCAAACCUCCGUCGCCGAAGAAGACAGAGUAA